AUGGUCGGAGGCGUAUUGAGGCGAUUUAAUUCUGCUUGGUUUGAUCAGUAUCCGAGCUGGCUAGAAUAUAGUGUGAAGAAAGAUGCAGCUUUUUGUCUAAAUUGUUACUUGUUCGGGGAUAAUGCUUGUAAAGGAGGCAGAAAUGAUGCAUGUAUUGUUGAUGGUUUCUCUAGCUGGAAUAAGUUUAAAAAACUUUCAGAACAUGUCGGAGGUGUUAACAGUUUUCACAACAAUGCAGUAAUGAAAUGUGAAAACUUGAUGAGACAAGGUCAGUCUAUCAAGGAUGCUUUGCAUAAACAAGGUGAUAUCAUGAAGAAUGAGUAUCGAAUUAGGUUAAAUGCCUCCAUUGAUGUUCCUAGAUUCUUGUUGCGUCAAGAAUUACCUUUCCGUGGUCAUGAGGAGAAAGAAGAAACAGCUAAUAACGGUAAUUUUUUUGAGCUCUUGAAAUAUACUGCUGAACAGAAUGAUGUUGUGAGUAAGGCUGUUUUAAGAAACGCUUCUGGAAACAAUCAAAUGACUUCUCCAAUAAUUCAGAAAGAUAUUGUGCACUGUUUUUCAGAGGAGUUAGUCAAAAGUAUUAUUGAAGAAAUUGAUCAUGAUGUUUUCGGUUUGUUGGUGGAUGAGUCAGCUGAUGUUUCUUAUAAAGAACAAAUGGUAGUGGUGCUUCGGAUUGUUGACAAGAAUGGGAUAGUUAAAGAGAGAUUCAUCAGUCUUACUCAUGUGGCUGAGACAUCUUCAUUAUCUUUGAACUCUGCUAUUGAUUCUUUGUUUGCCAAACAUGGUUUAAGCAUUACAUCAUGUUCUUAG
Molecule: messenger RNA, 807 nt
Organism: Brassica oleracea var. oleracea
Lineage: Eukaryota; Viridiplantae; Streptophyta; Magnoliopsida; Brassicales; Brassicaceae
Product: zinc finger MYM-type protein 1-like
Exons: 1
Coding region: 1-807 (268 amino acids)
Source: RefSeq, a predicted model, not a curated record